Oryzias melastigma (Indian medaka) is the source of this 8552-nucleotide messenger RNA. It is a transcript of the gene robo2, whose product is annotated as roundabout, axon guidance receptor, homolog 2 (Drosophila). The transcript is spliced from 30 exons. NCBI's taxonomy places the organism in Eukaryota, Metazoa, Chordata, Actinopteri, Beloniformes, Adrianichthyidae. Bases 1064 to 5890 code for a protein of 1608 amino acids. Gene Ontology annotation, biological process: cell-cell adhesion; axon guidance. Gene Ontology annotation, molecular function: protein binding. The record is from RefSeq and is a predicted model, not a curated record. Gene Ontology annotation, cellular component: axon; plasma membrane.
UUAUUCGGAGUGGGUUUUUAAUCAAUAUAGACAAGCACUUUAAGUAUAUGCCAUUUACCAUUUAUCAGGUUGAAAAGUGCUGAAAUCCCCCAUAAAGUUAAGAGAGACAUGCUUUACUUUACUUGUAAGAGCCGCCUCUGUUGGUAUUGCCAUUAACUUUCCAUAAGUACAUAUUUUUCUUUUCGUUUUUUUUGUAUGAAGUAUCCAGGGACAGUUUGGACCCUCUCUGUUUCCUUUCACUAUAAGAAGAAGCAGGAAAUGUUUCGUUUUUUUUUUUUUGUUUCCUUCUUGUUCUAUUUUUCUGUGGGCUUGCUCCCAACUCUCAUUUUUUGUCAGGUGUAACACAAUCCCAGUGCAAAUUCCCUACUGAGGAAAAAAAAAAAAAAUGAAAGAACAUCUUCCCAAAUACACCCUUUUAUUUUGUCCUGUUCCCUCUUCUUACCAGGUGCCAUUCACACCAACCUGCCUCUCCACCAGUCUAUACUGGUUGACAGACUCAGUCCACCACACCUAUGAAAACUCCCUUCCAGAGUGCUGGAGGUGGAGUGCGCUUCCACCUCUUAUCUCAUCAGCGAUGUGCAGCUGUAAGCAAGACAGAGCAGCGCAAAGGAAUGAAUUCCCAAAGAGUGAGGAGAGCAGGAAAUAAUUCAGCAGCAUCAGAAGGGGUGGCAGCAGUGAGCGUGAGAGAGAUGGAGAAGGGAGAAUGUGUGUGAGAGAGAGGAUGCCUGUGUGAGAGCGAGUUCCAAUGCACUGUGGCGAGCGUAGCUGAGCUGUGCCGUCGCAUGGCGAGCUGUGUGUUCCCGUCUGCUUGCCGCGCGCUCUGGUGAGGCAGAGCUUUGCAGGGAGGAGAGAGAUGCCGCUUCACUCGGAUCACCAGCAUCAGUGAAAACCAGCACCUGGCCGGGGUAUCACAAUGCACCAUGGUAGGUCGAGGGACCCCUUGCUGACACCAGCGUGACUGAUUAUGACAGCCCACGCGUGGGUUACCAGGCGCCCCAGUCGCGCCGCCGUGGAAGGAAACAGAGCCAUGUGAAAGUGACUUGGCUGCCUGCAACUCUUGGACAUGUUUUCCAGGGCAAACUCUGGAUUUUUCUCUGUGUUUGAACUUGUUUUUUUACUUUUGGUGCUCUCUGGAUGCCCCAAACUCACCUGUCAGGCGAGGAAUAAAGGCAGAUGGAACAAGGGGGGAUCCCGUCUACGCCAAGAGGAUUCCCCACCCAGGAUAGUGGAGCAUCCCUCAGACUUGAUAGUAUCCAAAGGGGAACCCGCCACACUCAACUGCAAAGCGGAGGGGCGGCCGCCCCCAACGGUGGAGUGGUACAAGGACGGGGAGCGGGUAGUAACGGACAAAGAUGACCCACGUUCGCACCGUAUGCUGCUUCCUACUGGCUCGCUAUUCUUCCUUCGCAUUGUUCACGGACGACGGAGCAAACCGGAUGAGGGAUCGUACGUCUGCGUGGCCCGGAACUACCUGGGAGAAGCCGUCAGCCGCAACGCCUCUCUGGAAGUAGCAUUGCUGCGAGACGAUUUCCGACAAAACCCCAUUGACGUGGUGGUGGCCGCAGGAGAGCCCGCCAUCCUGGAAUGUGUUCCUCCAAGAGGCCAUCCUGAACCCACCAUCUACUGGAAGAAGGACAAAGUACGAAUCGACGACAAGGAUGACAGAAUCACUAUUCGUGGAGGGAAGCUCAUGAUCUCCAACACCAGAAAGAGUGAUGCCGGCAUGUACAUCUGUGUGGGAACCAACAUGGUCGGAGAACGGGAAAGUGAGACAGCCCAGCUAACUGUGUUUGAGAGACCCACCUUCAUUCGUCGGCCGAUCAACCAGGUGGUCCUGGAGGAGGAACUGGUAGAGUUCCGCUGCCAGGUACAAGGAGACCCCCAACCCAAUGUCCGCUGGAGGAAGGAUGACGUCGACGUUCCUCGAGGGAGAUACGAGAUCAAGUAUGACAAGGACGACUAUGUGCUGAGAGUGAAGAAGGCUUCCAUUAGUGAUGAAGGCACAUUCACCUGUGUGGCUGAAAAUCGUGUUGGCAAGCUGGAAGCCGCUGCCAGCCUCACAGUUAGAGCUCCACCUCAGUUUGUCGUUCGCCCAAGAGACCAAAUCGUGGCACAAGGGCGUACUGCCACCUUUCCGUGUGAAGCCAAAGGAAAUCCACAACCUGCUGUCUUCUGGCAGAAGGAGGGGAGUCAGAAUUUGCUGUUUCCCAACCAGCCCCAGCAGCCCAACAGUCGCUUUUCGGUGUCGCCCAGCGGAGAGCUCACCAUCUCAUCAGUGCAGCGGUCAGAUGCUGGUUACUAUAUUUGCCAGGCCCUGACCGUUGCAGGCAGCAUCCUUGCCAAGGCUCAGCUGGAGGUCACAGAUGUGCUCGCAGACAGACCCCCACCCAUUAUUCGUCAAGGCCCAUCCAAUCAGACUCUCGGGGUGGACAGCGUGGCCUUACUGAAGUGUCAGGCAUCAGGGGAUCCCAUCCCGUCCAUCAGCUGGCUGAAGGAUGGGUUCAGUCUUCUGGGAAAGGACCCUCGCAUGUCCCUGCAGGAGCUGGGCAGCUUGCAGAUCAAAAACGUCAAGCUUUCAGAUUCUGGGGUCUAUACAUGUGUUGCUACUAGUUCCAGUGGGGAAACAUCAUGGAGUGCUUUCUUGGAAGUAAAAGACCCAGGUGCAGUAAUAAUCAUGAAAAACAACGAUGAGGACAAACUUCCCGGGCCGCCAUCUAAACCUCAGGUCACUGAUGUCACAAGGAACAGCGUGUCCUUGUCUUGGCAGUCUGGAACGCCUGGAGAGACUCCAGUCACCUCCUAUGUCAUUGAAGCGUUCAGCCAAUCAGUGAGCAACAGCUGGCAAACAGUGGCAGACCAUCUGAAAGCCACACAAUUUACUGUAAAAAGUCUCCGUCCCAACACCAUCUACCUGUUUAUGGUCCGAGCGGUCAACAGCCAUGGCCUGAGUGAUCCAAGUCCCAUAUCUGAUCCUGUCAGAACACAAGAUAUAAGCCCUCCAGCUCAGGGUGUGGACCACCGGCAUGUGCAAAAGGAGCUCGGCGAGGUCAUAGUUCGGUUGCAUAACCCAGUUGUCUUAAGUCCCACAACCAUUCAGGUCACUUGGACAGUGGAUCGGCAAUCCCAGUUUAUACAGGGUUACAGAGUUCUCUACAGGCAAACAUCAGGACUACCUUCCCCAGGACUGUGGCAAACCCAGGAUGUAAAGAUCCCCUCUGAGCGCGGUGUUGUUCUUUCAUCACUCAAGAAAGGAAUUGUUUAUGAGAUCAAAGUACGACCUUACUUCAACGAGUUUCAAGGCAUGGACAGUGAAUCCAGAACGUCACGGACCUCUGAAGAAGCUCCUAGCGCUCCCCCUCAACAGGUUACAGUCCUGACUGUGGGAAACCAGAACAGCACUUCUAUUAGCAUCUCUUGGGACCCUCCUCCACCAGACCACCAGAAUGGCAUCAUUCAAGAGUACAAGAUCUGGUGUCUGGGGAAUGAGACGCGAUUCCACGUAAAUAAGACCGUGGAUGCGGCCAUACGCUCCGUGGUGGUGGGCGGGCUGCAGGUGGGAGUGGUGUAUCAUGUGGAAGUGGCUGCCAGUACAAGUGCAGGAGUUGGAGUCAAGAGUGAACCUCAACCAAUUUUCAUUGGGAAAGAAUUCCAGGAAGUGAUUAUUCAUGGAAACCGGAACAACAGCAUCACAGAGCAGAUCACCGACGUGGUGAAACAGCCUGCAUUUAUUGCUGGGAUUGGAGGUGCCUGCUGGGUCAUCCUUAUGGGUUUCAGCAUCUGGCUGUACUGGAGGAGGAAGAAGAGAAAGGGCCUGAGCAACUACGCAGUUCAGUCCUUCACCUUCACCCCUGCAGUGACGUUCCAGAGAGUGGAUGGUGGCCUGAUGAGCAAUGGAAGCCGGCCGGGCCUGCUGAAUGCCAGUGACCCGGGCUACCCCUGGUUAGCAGACUCUUGGCCUACAACCAGCCUGCCUGUCAACAGCAAUUCCGGGGGGCCAAAUGACCUGAGUAACUUUAGUCGAGGAGAUCUCCCCAAUGGACAAGGGGAAAAGACCGGCACUAUGCUGUCUGAUGGAGCCAUCUACAGCAGUAUCGACUUUACCACUAAAGCCAGCUACAACAGUCCUGGUCAAACAUCUCAAGCCACUCCGUACGCCACCACUCAGAUUCUCCACUCCAGCAGCAUCCACGAGCUGGCUGUGGAUCUCCCCGAGGCCCAGUGGAAGGCCUCCCUGCAGGCCAAGCAGGAAAUGGCCAACCUGGGCUACUCCCUGGUCGACAAGAACUCCUCCCUUGUUGACAAGAGCUCCUGCAACAACACCCUCCUUUUCAUUCCCGACUACCGAUUGGCCGAUGGAUUGUCUCAUAGAAUCCCACACAACCAAUCACAAGAUUUCAGCACCACCAGCUCUCACAACAGCUCAGAGCGAAGCGGCAGUCUCUCAGGUGGAAAGGGAGGCAAGAAGAAGAAAACGAAGGCAGCCUCCAAAUCUGCUAAAGCCAAUGGCUCCAACUGGGCCAACGUUCCCCUGCCCCCUCCCCCGGUUCACCCUCUGCCCGGCACUGAGAUGGACCUUUAUCCCAACGAGCACCAUGAAGGAGGAGGGUACGACAGUGACAGCUGGGGGACAGCCAUGCCGGUGCAGACGUACCUUCAUCAGGGCAUGGAAGACGAGCUGGAAGAAGAGGAGGAGAGGGUUCCCACUCCACCCAUCCGGGGGGUGGCCUCCUCCCCAGCCGCUGUGUCGUUCGGACAGCAGUCCACCGCCACCCUCACCCCCUCACCCCGGGACGAGAUGCAGCCAAUGCUGCAGGCUCAUUUGGAAGAGCUGACCAGAGCUUACCAACUGGACAUGGCUAAGCAGACAUGGCACAUGCAGGGAGGCUCGCUUCCUCCUCACGCUCCAGCUCCUCCAGUGGGCUACGUGUCGAGCACAAUGGUUUCCGACCUGGAGACCGACCUGCCUGAUGAGGACUUGGAUGAGGAGGAAGACGAGGAGGACGAGGGGUACGGAGCCAGGCAUCACCGCGGUAUCGAGCACACGCCGGGAUCUAGCAUGGACAACCUGGACAGCUCCUUAACAGGGUCCAUGGUGAAUGGGUGGGGCUCGGCCUCUGAGGAUGAGCGUAAUUUCUCCAGCCACAGGUCCAGUCUGGACAGUUCCUCUGAUGGCUCCAUCUUUACCCACUGCAGCUUUGCCCAGGCCCUGGUGGCUGCUGCAGACAAGGCAGGCUACCGCCUUGAGGGCACGAGCCUCAGCAAGAGAGGUAAAGGCUUGUCCCACAGGCCCCGGCCCAGCAGUCCAUUUUCAACAGAUGGCAGCACAGUCGGCACACACAGUUUAGGCCACCAGAGGGCUGCCAGGCCCACUCGCAAACCCCGAAAUCAGGGCACAGCACCCCACCGGAGGGACGCCGGUGCAGACGACCUACCUCCUCCCCCAGAGCCUCCUCCCAGUCAGGGGCAGGGUCGUAUCCAGGGUGCCCGCAGCAUCGGCAGCAUGGCACCACAGGGUGACAGGAAGGCUUCUUCCCUGGAGCGCACACCCAUGUCAGGACCUCUGUGUGGGCCAGACGACAUUAAGAGUUCUAUCGACAGACACCUGAGAACUUCUCUGGAGCAUCACCGCCAGAUUCAAGAGAGACUCGGCUCCAUGGAGCGAGCGGAGGAUGGGCAACGCGGGCACAAAGCAGAGGAUGGAUGCUUGCCAUACAGUAAGCCAUCAUUCCCCUCCCCUGGGGGCCACAGUUCUUCUGGUACAGCUUCCUCCAAGGGCUCGACGGGGCCACGCAAGACCGAGGGCCCACGGCAACCGCAGCAGUGGACCGCCUCGGAGCACGCAGAAUUCCUCGGAACUAACGGGCAAGGACAGUACACGGGAGAGUUAUAGUGUUGCUGCUGGACUUCCUCACCUGUGAAUUCUCUGAGGGAACUGCAGACAGAAGCAGUAUCACAGGAACUGUAAAUGUGAUGUAAAGAUACUGACAUGUCACUAUGUUUUUUUUUGUCCCCAAGACAAUAUUUUCCACCUACUGUAAUGUUCUUUUUGUUAAAAAAAAUAAUGCAAGUUUAAAAAAACAAAACAAAACAAAACAUCUGAAAACAGGUUUAUUUGGGGAAAAGGGAAUUUUUAUUUCCUGUAAAUAUUUUCUUUGACUUGUUGCAUUGCUAUGCAAACCUGAUUGAGUUUGAGCUUUUUAUUUCCAUUACCAGAAACAUUUGAGUUUUUUCUGGUUAUUUGUAUUAUAUGUGAAUUGAGUGGCUUUUGUGCCAAAAAAGAUAAUUGUUUUAUAAUCCUUCAUUUGUUGAUAGUCACCUUUAAUUAUUAUUAUUAUUUUUAUUAUCAUUAUUAAUUUUUUUAUGAUUCUUUUUGCACUGCGAUUUUUGGUGAUAAGCACAAAAACAUAGCUCCUGCUGACAUGAAGAACCGGAAGAAUAUGUGAAGAGGAGUUUCUGUACUGUAAAGUAAAGAGUAGAUUAUAUACUAAUGUACAGAGAGAUAUUAAAGAGGAACGCUUGGUUCCGACUGCCACAAGCGAGAGGCGCUGGUUUCCACGGUUCAGAUAAAACACGUUUCCUGAGGGUGUGAAGUGCAGACACGAGAUCAGAGGACGGAGAGGAAGGGUUCAGUGUUGCCGGGGUUUAUUUAUGUCUUCAGUUUCCGCUCCCCAAAAAACAGAAGCCUGUGUUGCUUUAGAAAUACUUGGAGGGGAUUUUUUUUUAUUUUUUAGAUAAUUUUUUCCAUUUCAGAAAAUGUGCUCCAAUCAGGGCAGAUUUGAGUUCUUGUUAAGGCCUUAAACAUACAAACAUCUACUAAAUAAUAUUUAUUAUUCUUACUUGCAACAACAAAUCCAGACCCUCCAAAAUCAGCAAUGGAGCAUUGAUUGUUUACAUGUUUUAGUUUGUAUGUGUUUUAGUUCCAUCCAUUGCUUUUUUAAGCACUUAAUUUUGUUUAAUGGAAUUCUUUUAUGACUAAACUCCCCCAGGAAGGAAAGAAAACGUUCAAACCAGUUUCUUAAAGUUGCCGUAGAAGUUGGUGCCUCAGAUAUUGAAACGAUUAGCACAGCCUCAUGUCAGAAAGAAGGCCGAGUGAGAGUUUUGAGCUUUUGGCGUGGAGGUGGCGACGGAGAAAAAGGCCUCGUCCCCCCCCUCACCCCGAGGCUUCCACUGCCUCCCCGUCUGCAGACACAACGUGGAGCAGAACACUUUCUUACUGCCUGACUGCCACAAAAACACGCCGCUUUUAAAACCUUCACCCCGAUUUUUCCAUUUUUUUGAUUUGGACAUCGUCCCUCCUUUGAGAAGCUUCUGUCUUCGUAUGCCUUUUAUGGACUCCAAAACGCUGCUUAAAACAAUGUUUUGAAUUGUAAUGUUCAGGAUUUUUUGUGGUUCGAUGACUGUUUGUCUUUUUGUUUUUCUUCUUUUUGUACUACUAAUGUUAAUAAAUGGGGUGGGAAACUAAAGGCCAUCAGAUGCUGUUGUACUGUUGUUGUUUUGCCAUCUUUAUUUUUAUUUUUAGCCAUCCACCUAGUGGCCAGUGUUCUGGAAAUGAGGUGCAGAGAGUAUCUCAGGUUAUUUUACAUUCUGGUGGUGUUCAUGUGUGUAUAUAUGUGUAUAAAUAUCCAUAUACAUCCCCACUUGAUGAUGCCAUUCCAAUGUCAUCAAUGCAAACCUCCCACUCAUGUCAGAUUUCUGUCCUUUUCUUUCUGCUGUGGACUAUAAUGAGCUGGUUGAUCCAUCUUUGGACAAGAUGUCAGUAAGAGAACAAGCCAAAUUAAGAUUGAUAUUUCUAACGUCUAUUGCUUUUUAGUGUCUCUUUAAUACCCAUUGUUUUCUUUUUAAAAUCACAGUGUCGUUUUGUAUUUAUUAAAAAGAUAAUAAAGGUAUAUUGUGAAAUAUGCAUAAAGAUUUGUGAGAUAUAAAACGUGUUUUUCCGUUCCUUGUAAAGUUUGUUGUUGGAGCCGAGCAGCAAGGCCAUAAGGAGACGCGCCCCUGGCGCGGUCGGAGAAGCGGGUCGGCGGUCGUCCGAGUCACUCUUCGUCUUGCAUGUUCACUGCACUGCUCUUCUCAUGUCAGAACUAAAGAGACUUUUCCACACAAGGAGUACGAACGCUCAGUUUGCUUGUGAAGACAAUAAAGAAAUCGUCUUUUUAAAAGGAUGAAAGUGCUUUCCCUCUUUUGUUCAUUUUCUCAAUAUUGUUGGUUCUUUGUAGCCUAUCUGUAUGUUGCAUUUUUGCUAUAAAAGAGGAUUAAAAUGACAAAAAGAGAAAGUUGCUGGGUGAAGUUUUUAUUUUAUUUUUUUUUCCUGUACAGCUCAGGGGUGAGGCGACACCCCAUAUCAAAUACCAUUUCUACAAUACAGUUCCUGCUCCUUUUUUUUCCUUUGUGCACCACCUUCUGUACUCACAUGCAUGUCCUUGUCAAAGAGAGUGGAUCAAGAAAAAACUAACAAAAAAAAUAAACUUUUGCAGUCUCUUUACCUGUAAAAUAAAAUCAAUGCUUUAAUUUCCUUGUACCUGGAUCGAUCUCUAAUAAAAUAUUUUUCAAAACUG